Lolium rigidum is the source of this 1523-nucleotide messenger RNA. RefSeq lists its product as uncharacterized. The record is from RefSeq and is a predicted model, not a curated record. The transcript has 7 exons. NCBI's taxonomy places the organism in Eukaryota, Viridiplantae, Streptophyta, Magnoliopsida, Poales, Poaceae. The coding region runs from base 29 to 1309 and encodes 426 amino acids.
GCAAUCCGAACUAAAUCGGAGGCGGCGGAUGGCGCCCUCGUUGCUCGUCUCGGCGAGCCAGACCCUCGCCGUUGCCGGCCGGGGAGGCCGUAGGCGGCGUCUGGUCAUCGCCAAUUCCGGCGGUGCCGGCGCUCCCCCGAAGCUGGUGACCUUCCUCGGUAAGGGAGGCUCCGGCAAGACCACGGCGGCCACCGUCGCCGCUCAGUAUUAUGCAAGUGAAGGCUUCAAGACAUGCCUGGUUAUACAGUCGCAAGACCCGACUGCAGAGCAACUGAUGGGCUGUAAGAUUGGGGACUCGCUGACUGAAUGUGCCCCUAAUCUUUCGACCAUAAAGCUGGAGACUAGUAAAAUGCUGCUUGAACCACUUGAUCGGUUGAAGAAAGUAGAUGCCCAGAGCAAUCUUACUCAAGGAGUUCUUGAGGGGAUUGUAGGAGAGGAGCUUGGAGUUUUACCUGGAAUGGAUUCGAUCAGUACAGUCUUGUCUCUUCAGAAGCUACUCAACUUCCUUUCAGCUGGAACGAGCAGUCCACAAGGGGAAUUUGAUGUUGUAGUAUAUGACUGCAAUAAUACAGAGGAGUUUCUACGGCUCACUGGUGCUACUGAGAGGGCAAGAUCUUACUUGAAGUAUGUGAGGGAGUUAGCAGAGAAGACUGAUGUAGGAAGACUGGCUUCUCCAUCAUUACUGAAACUAAUUUAUGAUUCCGCGAGACCAAAUGGUAGAACUAGUGAAGGAAAAAUGAGUACAGAGAUAUGGAAUGAAAUCGAACAACUUCUUGAGAAACUCUCGCUUUGGUUUACCGAUCCCUCAAAACUUGCAUGUUUCCUCGUCAUGGACCCUAGAGGAUCAAUCUCUGUGUCCUCUGCGCUAAGAUACUGGGGGUGCACCAUCCAAGCUGGUGCACAGAUAUGUGGAGCAUUUGGUUAUGCUGAAGACCCUUGUGAAACGCACCAAGAAGUUGGUGAGAAGUUUUUGCCGCUGUCUUUCUCGUCUCUUCCGUUUGUGUCAGCUGAUUCUUCUCCAGAUUGGGGUAGUGCACUAAGUUCAUUGAACCAGAACACAAAGGAGCUGUUGAGAAACACAAGCAAGGUUUAUCCUUCAGUUAGUUUUGAUUCUGCACAGAAGUCGGUGACCCUUUUCAUGCCAGGCUUUGAUAAGUCUGAAAUCAAAUUAUAUCAGUAUAGAGGUGGUUCGGAGCUACUGAUUGAAGCCGGCGACCAGAGGCGCAUCAUAAAGCUGCCACGGUCAAUGCAGGGGAAGGUUGGCGGCGCCAAGUUUGUUGACAGGAACCUUGUUGUCAGCAUCCGGUAGGCGACACCGGGCGUUCAGUGAACUCAGAAGCCCGGCUCGGCGAAACCUAACCCGGUAGUGGAUCAAGUAGAGCAUUGUAUACCUUGGUUAGACUGAAUCCUGCUGAACUUGGUUGAUGUCGUCUCUUCAUUUGCCGUGAACAGAAAGGUUUUGUGAAAAUGGCGUUAUGAAAAAAUAGGACAUUCAACAUGAAUGAUAAUUUUCAGAAAGAUCA